Molecule: messenger RNA, 1044 nt
Organism: Stegodyphus dumicola
Lineage: Eukaryota; Metazoa; Arthropoda; Arachnida; Araneae; Eresidae
Source: RefSeq, a predicted model, not a curated record
AUGGCUAGACGCGUUCUAAAGUGUGUGCAGUUAAAUCUUCAUAAAUCCAAAUCUGCGACACAACAGCUAAUUUUAAAUAUGGAAGCUGAUGAUAUUGACUGUGCUUUGGUUCAGGAACCUCAUUAUUACAAGAAUUUUCUUCCAGGAUAUCCUGGCACUUAUAGACUUUAUUGUGAUCCUAAUUCUGAUAAUGUAAAGGCGGCAAUCAUUAUUCGAUCACGUGAUCUAUCAACAUUUCUUGAUUAUAAAAAUACGGAUUAUAAUAUGGUCACCUUGGAUGUUACUGUUGGCUCAACUGUGCUCACUCUUUUUUCAUACUAUUUUGAACCCUCAAGAAACAUUGACUUAGAUCUUCAUAAAAUUAGUCAAGUCUUUAUGUCCAAAAAUCUUAAUCGACUGGUUUGGUGUAUGGACUCUAAUGGCAAAUCUGAAUUAUGGUUUAGUCCCUAUUCUGACUCUCGUGGAGAUAAACUGAGUGAAUUUAUUUCUGCCAACAACCUAUUUGUUAUUAAUGAAGAUUAUGGACCUACGUUUCAGGCAACUCAGGGUUCUAGUUAUAUUGAUGUUACUGUUAUUGGUUCAGAUCUUCUCCAGGAUAUUUCGAGUUGGCGGCUGUCUGAAAAAGAAUCCCUUUCUGAUCACAUGAUGAUUGAAUUUGAAUUUUGUCUUCUACGUUCUUACGAGACACCUCAAAUGUUCCUUUUAAAAUCUUCAAUACAGGGAAAGCAAAUUGGGAUCGCAUCUCAAAUUUCCAUACCUGUUAGGAAUCAUGGUAAGCACAAUGUUCCUUGGUGGUCUGCCGAAAUUUUUUGUAUGAGAAAAAGGCUUAAUGCCUCUAGGCGUAGAUUUCAGCGUUGUAAAAAUCCGCCUCUUAGAGAACUUUAUAAAAGUAAAUAUCUUGAAUAUAGAAAAGUUUACAAUCUAAAGCUUGCCGAUGCUAAAUCUCAGUCUUGGAAAACAUUUCUUUCGACCAUUGAUGUUCACAAUGUAUGGAAAAAGAUUUACACGUAUGGAGUUAAAAAGAGAUUUCAUGAAAAAAAUUGA